Messenger RNA from Gracilinanus agilis (Agile Gracile Mouse Opossum), 1053 nucleotides. RefSeq names its product olfactory receptor 8D1-like. The coding region runs from base 1 to 1053 and encodes 350 amino acids. The transcript is spliced from 2 exons. Gene Ontology annotation, molecular function: olfactory receptor activity; G protein-coupled receptor activity; odorant binding. Gene Ontology annotation, biological process: sensory perception of smell; G protein-coupled receptor signaling pathway. Gene Ontology annotation, cellular component: membrane. The record is from RefSeq and is a predicted model, not a curated record. NCBI's taxonomy places the organism in Eukaryota, Metazoa, Chordata, Mammalia, Didelphimorphia, Didelphidae.
AUGAAAGAUUUGGGGUUCAUGUCAGGGAGUUUGAAAUCAGCUUGGGAAGAUAAAUGCCUCCAAAUUGUAGAUGACCUUGAUAAAGAUUCCCACUUCAAUUUUCAGAGGACAAUGGACAAAAGGAAUCAUUCCAUAGUGGUAGAUUUUAUCCUUACGGGAUUAACAGAGAAGCCAGAAUUCCAGAUCCCACUGUUUUUACUCUUUCUAGAAAUAUACAUUAUCUCUUUUGUGGGUAAUAUGGGCUUAAUCUUACUCAUCAGGAUCAAUUCUCAGCUUCACACUCCUAUGUACUAUUUUCUCAGUAACUUGUCCUUCAUUGAUCUCUGCUACUCUUCAAUCAUUACCCCAAAAAUGUUGGUGAGCUUUUUAUCAGAGAAGAACAUCAUCUCCUAUUCAGGGUGCUUGACCCAGUUCUUUUUUUUCUGUACUUUUGGUAUUGCUGACUGGUACAUGCUGACAGCCAUGGCUUAUGAUCGUUAUGUGGCCAUCUGUAGUCCCCUUCUCUAUCACAGUACCAUGUCUCAGAAUAUCUGUUACCUGUUGGUGUUAGGUGUAUAUGUCAUGGGGACUUUGGGGGCCAUUACUCAUACAAGUGGUUUGUCUAGACUGUCCUUCUGUGGAAACAAUAUUAUUAGUCAUUAUUUCUGUGACAUUCCUCCCCUUCUGAAACUUUCCUGCUCUAGUACCUACAUUAAUGAGCUUUUGGUGAUGCUUCUUGUUGUGGUCAAUUCAUUGGUAACCACUAUACCCAUCUUGAUCUCUUAUGCUUUCAUCCUCUCCAGUAUUCUCAGCAUUCAUUCUGCUAAGGGUAGGUACAAGGCCUUCAGCACCUGUGGCUCCCACAUGGUAACUGUUGCUGUCCUGUAUGGUUCCAUCAUUUUUAUGUACUGUUGGCCUGAAACAAGCAGCAAUAUCACUCAACAGAAAGUGGCUUCAGUGAUCUACACCACAGUCAUUCCCAUGCUGAACCCUUUUAUCUAUAGUCUAAGGAACAAGGAUGUGAAAGAUGCACUAAAAAAAUUCAAGGACUGGAUAGUCUCCUGGUGCAAUUAG